Kluyveromyces lactis is the source of this 4404-nucleotide messenger RNA. RefSeq names its product putative ubiquitin-protein ligase UFD4 (gene UFD4). The transcript has a single exon. Gene Ontology annotation, molecular function: ubiquitin protein ligase activity. Gene Ontology annotation, cellular component: nuclear speck. Gene Ontology annotation, biological process: protein polyubiquitination; proteasome-mediated ubiquitin-dependent protein catabolic process. Bases 1 to 4404 code for a protein of 1467 amino acids. The record is from RefSeq and is a predicted model, not a curated record. NCBI's taxonomy places the organism in Eukaryota, Fungi, Ascomycota, Saccharomycetes, Saccharomycetales, Saccharomycetaceae.
AUGAGUUAUUACGAUGGCGAUGGCGACUAUAUCAUAUAUGAAGAUGCGAACGGUAGCCAUGAAAGUGAUGAUGUUGAAUCUGGCGAAUAUUCUUAUCCAGAGGAUGAAGAUGAUUUAGAGUUUGUCCAUCACGAUGAUGAUGAUGAUGAAGACGAAGACGGGGAAGAAGAUGGAUCGCAAGGAGAGCAGUUGGACGAAGAUCAAGAUGAAGAUCAAGACGAUGAGGAAGUAGAAGGUGAGAUAGGGAAUGUUUAUCAUGAAAGCCGUUCUGGGGACCGUGCGGACAGGAUUUCGUUUCUACAAGAUAUUGUUUCUCGUCUAGCGGAUCAAAGAUCUGGUGAAAGUGGGGAUGGUGAUGUUGCUGAAGGCGAGGAAGCUGAUUCGGAGCGUGCAUUUGGACGUUCAUUGCCAGAUCUGUUGCAAGAACUAGGAAGGUCUGAAGGGUUUUUCGGUGUUAGCAGAGGAAAUUCUCGGUAUUUGAAAUUGAUUGAGAAUGUGCUUCAAGCUGAAGACGAUCCGUAUAUUGCUAUGGAAUCUCUCCGGGAAUUAUCUGAACAGCUAUUGAUGUUAAACCCUUUGAUCGCUGAUCGAAUCAUCCCAUCUGGCAAGUUAAUGGACGCUUUGAUCCAUGUAUUGUCUAGCCCAUUAUUACAAGCAGAGUUGGAGUUACAAUUAAUUGCUUGUAGGUGUCUCUAUAACUACUAUGAGAUGAACCCAGAAAUGAUAGAGGUUUCGGUUAAUAGAGAUAUUAUUGAGAUAUUGAGAGGGAAAUUGAAUGAGAUAAGCUAUAUCGAUUUGGCAGAACAAGUUUUGGAGUGUUUAGAGUUCAUUUCAAGGGUACAUGGAUCUAAGAUUUUAAGAAGCGGUACCCUUCUCUCUUGUUUGCAAUAUUUGGAUUUCUUUACCGUCCAUGCGCAGAAAAAAUCAUUAUCUAUCGUUGCGAACUCAUGUGCUAGGGCUAAGGAAAGUGACUUCGAGGUGGUAUCAGAGAUUUUCCCCAUCUUGAAAUCUAUCUUCCUAAAUAGUACAAAUCCAGUAAUUUUGAAGCCAGUUCUCAUAACACUUUACAGCAUUUCAGGAUCUUUGAACAAGAAAUCAUUAUCUAAACUCUUUGACUUCGAGUUGGUUAAAAGGUUAUUGUCGUUGUUAUCUUCUUCAGAGAUUGAACGUGAAUCUGUUUUGAAAGUCUUGGAUAUUUCAUCACUCUUGGUCUCCACCAAUGUUGAAUUGUCAAAACAAAUCCUAUUGGAUUGUGAGUUGAACAAAGUUAUUCAAAACGUUUUCCAGUCUUAUAAGAAAUCAGCAUCUUCCACCUUCAGUGAAACUUUGAUUUAUGUUCCUAAAGAGCUUUUGUUGUCGGUAACAACUUUCCUCUUACUUUUGCUCCCAACUGAAGAUUCUCAAAUCUUGACAGCCGAUGAGGUCAAAGUUUUCACAUUUGACGGAAAUGAGGAUAAAUUCCUUGAACUAGUCAAUGAGUUGAUUCCUUGUUUGGUGGAAAUAUAUUCCAAUACAGUGGAUACUAAGAUUAGAUAUACAGUUCUUGUUGCAUUGGCUAGGGUGUUCACGUCUAUACCUCAUGGCUACGAUAUUCCUAGUUCGUCCGUUAUUAACAUAAUAUCCUCUGGUCUCAUCAAUGGUUCAAAUGCGCAACAAGAUCAUAUGAAGACUGAGACCAGUGCAGUACUAGUAGCACUGCUUUCGUUAAUUUCUAUCAUGAUGUCUAAUAAUCCGGAUUUGUAUCUACCGAAACUAAGAAAAGAAGGUAUACCAGAUGCUUUAACCUCUUUGAAUUCUCACUACAGUUAUGAGCUCAGCAAGAAAGAUAGUAUUGAUAAACAGGAAUCGUCAUCAGAUGAAGCCGAGAAGUCAGGAUAUCAUAUACGUCCGGAAAACUCUGAUUCUCAUCCUGUUUUUGGAUCUGAUUCUGACAUUGAAGAUGAAGAUGAUGAUGAAGAAAAAGACAGUUACAGGAUGGAGUACGACGACAUGAACAUACCUGAAUUUGUCAAACCGAGAAAAAUCCGCAUUAAUAUCUACGAUCAUUUGACUCCUUAUUACCUAAUAAAACAUGUUUCCAUGUUUAGUGCUACACUACUAGAGUUGUUUUCAUCUAACCAAGAAGAAGUCUCCAGCGAGCUUUCUGAAAUUAAUGCUGUUGUCACUAAGAUGAAGGAACUGGAUGUUCAAUCUGAUUCCGAACAAUAUUGGAUGGAUUUCUGGACUGCUGUAAAAUCCUCAUUAUUUGAUGAUAUGUCCAACAUAUCUGGCUUCGAGCUCAUUUCCACUGGUCUCAUUGAUUCUAUGGCUAAUAUCUUUGAAACUGAUUCAACGAAACAAUCAUUCUCCAAGAGGACUUUUCUGAAAGUGUUCGAGGAAAAAUUGCCUGAAUUUGUGAAGCUACUACAAAAUGCAUUGUCUAGGACGGAAACCUUUGCCAUCCUAGAUGCUGGUGCCAGUAGCAACGAUUCUCCAAGUGCCUCGUUAAUCAAACAGAUGAAAAUAAGAUUAGUUCAUGAGCCGGCCGAUGAUGAAGUGGGAAAAGAUACUGUUCCAGAAACUCUUCAAGAUGUUGUAAUUGCCGUGCAUUGCGUUGCAUCUUUGAAAACACUUGAUGAAUUCUUGAAACACAAGAUUGUGCAAUCGGAAUUUUUGACUUCUAUCAUUCCGAGCAUGAGUCGUGCUAAUCAACAAGCCAACCCUACAAAUGUUGCCAAAGAACUUGAAAACAUACAAUUUGACUUUUCGUUGAAUGACCAUCUUUUAGAUCAAUCGUCAACUAUUUACUCUAUUAUAUUCAAAGAGGCGAUGAAAGAAGGGUUACCCACAACGAGUAUCUGGACUAACGUACCUACUUUUAAGUUCAAGAAAUCAGUAAAAAGAAGGGAGUCACAUCAAUUGCAUGUGCUUUACCCCGAUACAGCUUUUGAAGGGGCGGAUUUGAAGCCUGUCAAUGGUAUUUUGACAGUUCUACAAUGUUGCCAACAUAAAUCACUCCCAGCAUCUAUUUAUGUGAAUCCAAAGAUUAGUGCUAAGCUUUCCCGUCAACUUGAAGAGCCACUUAUUGUGGCAUGUGGGGUCUUACCAAGUUGGGUCCUCGAUAUCACGAGAAAAUAUGGAUUUUUGUUUCCAUUUGAAACUAGAAUGAACUUCUUACAGAAUACAUCAUAUGGAUAUGGCAGAUUGAUCCAAUACUGGAGGGAAAAGCUGGCAGAUCAGCACCAUAGUAACCCUACUGAAAAUCCAUUGCAUCAAUUAGGCAGGUUGACUAGACACAAGUUGAGGGUUUCAAGAGACUCACUAUUUUUGUCCGGCAUCAAAAUUCUAAAAAAGUAUGGUUCUUCGCCAAACGUAUUGGAGAUCGAAUACAAAGAUGAAGAAGGUACAGGGUUAGGACCCACUCUCGAAUUUUACUCUUUGAUGUCGAAAGAAUUUGCAAGGAAGUCUCUAAAAAUGUGGAAGACCAAUAGUGAUACCAGUGAUGAUGAGGAGGAGUAUGUGACAGGUGCAUUGUUCCCUGGACCAUUAUUGGGCACCACCGAGGAGAAUAACGAAAAGACUUUGAAAUUAUUCGAAAACUUGGGGACCUUAGUCGCUAGGUCAAUGUUAGAUAAUAGGAUUCUCGAUUUUAGAUUUAACGCUGUUUUCUUCGAGUUGAUGCACAAAUGCUGCAAGAAUGAUCGACUUGACCUAGAAGACUUCGAAACUUGUAUCCACCUCGUAGGACAGUUUGAUGUUCAACUAGGAAAAUCACUCGCAUUUUUGUAUGAUAAUCGUCAUGAUGACUCUAUCAAAAACCUUGACCUAUAUUUCAUGCUGCCUGGUUAUGAUAUAGAAUUGUUGGAAGGUGGUUCGAAAAUCUUAGUUGAAUCUUUCAACGUGGAAGAGUACUUGAUUCGUGUCUUUGACCAAUUUUUGGGCAAAGGCGUAGAUAUGCAGCUCGCUGCCUUCAGGAACGGAUUUUCGAAAUCAUUCCCUUAUUCAUCAUUGCUAAUCUUAACUCCGACAGAACUAUCCGAUUUGUUUGGUGCAGUUGCUGAAGAUUGGUCUGUGCAAACGCUAUACUCAUCCAUUCAUGCAGACCAUGGCUACUCGAUGGAUUCUCCAAUCAUAACAGACCUCAUAGAUAUUUUGUCGAAUUUUUCGACACAACAGAAACGUUUGUUCUUACAAUUCAUCACUGGCUCUCCGAAACUACCUCUUGGCGGUUUCAAAAACUUAAAACCCAAAUUCACAGUAGUCCUGAAGCACCCAGAUGGGAACAUCUCGGCAGACCAUUGCCUACCUAGCGUUAUGACAUGCGCCAAUUACUUGAAACUACCAAAAUACUCUGAUAAACUGGUACUCAAAGAUCGUAUUGCACAAGCAAUGACUGAAGGUUCCGGAGCCUUCCUAUUGUCAUAG